AUGGCCGCUGCUGCCUCCACCUCCAAGCCCUCCGAGCUCACCGCUCCCGUCAAAACCGCCCAUGCGUUCGACAAGAACACCCUCGACGCCCUCCUCGCCAGGCGAUUCUUCUACGCUCCUGCCUUUGAGAUCUACGGUGGUGUUGCCGGUCUUUACGACUUUGGGCCCACUGGUUCCGCCCUCCAGGCCAACAUUCUCGAUGCCUGGAGAAAACACUACAUCAUCGAGGAAGACAUGCUCGAGCUCGAUACCACCAUCAUGACUCUCGCAGAGGUUCUCAAGACCUCUGGUCACGUUGACAAAUUUGCCGACUGGAUGGUCAAGGACACCAAGACUGGUGAAAUCUUCCGAGCCGACCACCUUGUCGAGGCCGUCAUUGAGGCCAGGCUGAAGGGCGACAAGGAGGCCCGAGGUGUCAAGGAAGAGGUGAAGAAAGAGGAAGACGACAAGAAGAAGAAGAAGAAGAAGGCCGUCAAGUCUGAGGCCAUCAAGCUCGAGGACGAUGUUGUCGCCGAGUACGAAACCCUCCUCGCCCAGAUCGACAACUUUACCGGUCCCCAGCUUGGUGAGCUCUGCCGAAAGCACAAGAUCACCAACCCUGUCACCGGUAACGAGGUCUCUGAGCCUGUCGAGUUUAACUUGAUGUUCGAGUCCAACAUCGGUCCCACUGGUCAAAUCAAGGGCUAUUUGCGUCCCGAGACAGCCCAGGGCCACUUUGUCAACUUUGCUCGUUUGCUCGAAUUUAACAACGGCAAGGUCCCCUUUGCCUCUGCCCAAAUCGGUCGAUCUUUCCGAAACGAGAUUGCCCCUAGACAGGGUUUGCUUCGAGUCCGAGAGUUCACCAUGGCCGAAAUUGAGCACUACGUCGACCCCCUGGACAAGAGACACGCCCGUUUCAAUGAAGUCAAGGAUGUCGUCCUUACUCUUCUGCCUAAGGAUGUCCAGAGCGCUGGUAAGACCGACCUCACGCAGAAGACUGUCGGUGACGCCGUUGCCGAGGGCAUCGUCGACAACGAGACUCUCGGUUACUUCCUUGGCCGAACCCAAUUGUUCUUGACCAAGAUUGGUAUCGAUCCCACCAGACUGAGGUGCAGGCAACACAUGGAGAAUGAGAUGGCACACUACGCCGCUGACUGUUGGGACUUUGAGAUCCAGUCUUCCUACGGCUGGGUCGAGUGUGUCGGCUGUGCCGACCGUUCCGCCUACGAUUUGACUGUCCACUCUGUCCGCACCAAGCAGCCUCUUCGAGUCCAGCAGAGACUCGACGAGCCUCGCAUCGUCGACAAGCUCGAAAUCACCUUUGACGCCAAGGCUUUUGGUAUGAAGUUUAAGAAGGACGCCACGAUGAUCAAGGAAUUCUUGUUGAGCCUUGAAAAGGACAAGUUGCAGUGUAUCAAGGAUGAGCUCGCGGACAAGCAGACUUCCGAAGUUCAAUGCCCUGAUGGCAAGUCUUACGAGAUCAACUCUGAUCUUGUCAAAAUCAACCCCAUCACCGUGACCGAGCACAUGCGUGAAUUCACUCCCAACGUCAUUGAGCCCUCCUUCGGUAUCGGUCGAAUUCUCUAUUCUCUCCUCGAACACACUUACUGGGCUCGAGAACAGGAUGCUGCCCGUGGUGUUCUCUCUCUCCCCUCUAUCGUCGCUCCCAUCAAAUGUCUCAUCGUUUCCAUCUCACAGGAUGCUACGUUGAGGAACAAGAUCCACGAAAUCUCUCGACAGAUGAGGAAGCGUGGUAUCGCCAGCAGGGUGGAUGACUCUUCCGCCACCAUUGGUAAGAAGUAUGCCCGAAACGAUGAGCUCGGUACUCCUUUCGGCUGUACCGUUGACUUUGCCACUAUCCAAAACGGUACCAUGACCCUCCGAGAGCGAGACUCCACCCUGCAACUCAUCGGCUCCAUUGAGGAUGUGGUGUCUGUUGUGGACCAGCUUGUGAAGGGUACACUCGACUGGGAGGGUGCGAGCCAGAAGCUGCAGUCUUAUAGCGGUGUGCAGGAUGUUGAGGCUUAG
Cryptococcus wingfieldii CBS 7118 is the source of this 2007-nucleotide messenger RNA. Its product is annotated as glycine-tRNA ligase. Gene Ontology annotation, cellular component: mitochondrion; cytoplasm. Gene Ontology annotation, molecular function: glycine-tRNA ligase activity; ATP binding. The coding region runs from base 1 to 2007 and encodes 668 amino acids. The transcript has 6 exons. Gene Ontology annotation, biological process: mitochondrial glycyl-tRNA aminoacylation. Lineage: Eukaryota; Fungi; Basidiomycota; Tremellomycetes; Tremellales; Cryptococcaceae. The record is from RefSeq and is a predicted model, not a curated record.